This is a messenger RNA of Oreochromis aureus, 6431 nucleotides long. Its product is annotated as sodium- and chloride-dependent taurine transporter-like. The record is from RefSeq and is a predicted model, not a curated record. Lineage: Eukaryota; Metazoa; Chordata; Actinopteri; Cichliformes; Cichlidae. Bases 591 to 2471 code for a protein of 626 amino acids. The transcript has 15 exons. Gene Ontology annotation, molecular function: taurine:sodium symporter activity. Gene Ontology annotation, cellular component: plasma membrane. Gene Ontology annotation, biological process: neurotransmitter transport; taurine transmembrane transport; sodium ion transmembrane transport.
AAUAUUCAUUAAUGCUGCAUGUGAUGCUUGUAAACACCAACUUUUUUCUUUUUUUUUGGAUGGCCCAACAUAACCUUUAAAGGCAUGCUGGUUGAAGUAACAAUAACUCUAGCAACAAACACACAAAGGAAACAAAGUAUAGCCUAAUAUAGCAACAAUUCCUAGAUAGGAUAUGGAAAAAUAGCUUAAUUUAAACUACUAUCAUAAAUAUAAUCAUAACUACUAGCUAGUGAAUGGCUAUAUUCAUUUCCUGAUGCUUUGCAAACGCGCAGUUAGCCUUCCAAAAAAAAAAAAAAAAAAUCCGAUUCUACUGCUGCACUUGAAGGCACCAUAGACCUCUCCUGUUGCUCAGAGAGGAGGCAAGCCGGUGAUUUUCCACUGCUGCUGCUUCUCUGGUCCCCCAGUUUUAAGAGACAAAGGUCAGGAAGAGAAGCUUAUAAAUAGGCUUAAAUAUAGGCUUCCGACGCGUUCAGUCCUCAGUCGCUCUAACGGAAUCAAGAGGUCACGGACAAGACGAAACGGACAAGGGACGGCGCUCAAAGGACAUUAAAAGGACAAAAUAACAGAGGAAAGCACAUCAACAUUGCAGAAUGGCUCAAAAAGAGAAACUUCAGUGUCUGAAAGACUUCCAUAAGGACACUCUGAAACCAUCUCCUGGUAAGAGUCCUGGCACCCGGCCUGAAGAUGAAGCAGAGGGCAAGCACCCCCAGCGAGAGAAGUGGGCCAGCAAGCUGGACUUUGUUCUGUCUGUUGCUGGUGGUUUUGUUGGUUUGGGGAAUGUCUGGCGUUUCCCAUACCUCUGCUAUAAAAAUGGUGGAGGUGCAUUUCUCAUCCCCUACUUCAUUUUCCUGUUUGGUGGAGGUUUGCCAGUCUUCUUCCUGGAGGUCGCCCUGGGUCAGUUCACCUCUGAGGGUGGCAUUACCUGCUGGGAGAAGCUCUGUCCCAUCUUUACUGGCAUUGGUUAUGCUUCCAUUGUGAUUGUGUCCCUGCUGAAUAUCUACUACAUUGUCAUCCUGGCCUGGGGCCUCUACUACCUGUUCCAGUGUUUUCAGCCUGAGCUGCCCUGGGCCAAGUGCAAUCAGCCCUGGAACACUGAUCAUUGCAUUGAGGACACCUACCGCAAGAACAAAACCUUCUGGGUGGCUGCCAACGCCUCCAACUUCACCUCCCCCGUCACCGAGUUCUGGGAGCGCAAUGUACUCGGUAUCUCCAGUGGUAUAGAUGAGAUCGGCCCUAUUAAAUGGGACCUGGCCCUGUGUUUACUGCUCGUGUGGGUCAUCUGCUUUUUCUGCAUCUGGAAGGGCAUCAAAUCCACUGGAAAGGUGGUCUAUAUCACAGCCACGUUCCCUUUUGUCAUGCUCAUUGUGCUUUUGAUCCGUGGUGUGACACUGCCAGGUGCUACUGCAGGCAUCAAAUUCUACCUGUAUCCUGACCUCGCUCGCCUGAAGGACCCAGAGGUGUGGAUUGAUGCUGGCACCCAGAUCUUCUUCUCCUAUGCCAUCUGUUUGGGUGCCAUGACGUCCUUGGGGAGCUACAACAAGUACAAAUACAACUGCUACAGGGACUGUUUGCUGCUGGGAGCCCUCAACAGUGGUACCAGUUUUGUGUCUGGCUUCGCAAUAUUUUCCGUCCUGGGCUUCAUGGCACAAGAGCAAGGGGUGGACAUUGCUGAUGUGGCAGAGUCAGGUCCAGGCCUGGCUUUCAUUGCCUACCCUAAAGCUGUAACCAUGAUGCCUGUUCCUACACUCUGGGCAAUCCUCUUCUUCAUUAUGCUGCUGCUGCUUGGCCUCGACAGUCAGUUUGUGGAGGUGGAAGGGCAGAUCACAUCACUGGUGGAUCUGUAUCCGUCCUUCCUAAGGAAGGGUUACCGCAGAGAGGUCUUCAUCGCUAUUAUCUGCUGCAUCAGCUACGUGCUUGGACUUACCAUGGUUACCAAGGGUGGCAUGUACGUUUUCCAGCUGUUUGACUACUAUGCAGCAAGCGGUGUGUGCCUUCUGUGGGUGGCAUUCUUUGAAUGUAUAGCUGUUGCCUGGGUUUAUGGCGUUGAUAAUUUCUAUGAUGCCAUUGAGGACAUGAUUGGCUACAGACCAAAUCCUUGGAUGAAAUGGAGCUGGACUGUGGUCACUCCUUUACUGUGCAUGGGUUGCUUUAUCUUCUCUUUGGUCAAAUACAAGCCACUGACGUACAACAAGAUGUACCAGUAUCCUGACUGGGCCAUUGGAGUAGGGUGGAUUUUGGCCUUGGCUUCCAUGAUCUGCAUUCCCAUGGUGGUUGUCAUCAAGAUCAUUCGAUCUGAUGGGCCGCUCAUUGAGAGGAUUAAGGCAGUGGCAGCCCCGGUUCGUGGUGGAGCCAGCUCCCGUCCUGCAGACCACCGUGGGCCUAAAGAGCUCUCCUGUCCCCUGGACCCCAAUGGGAACAAGGGCCUACUGAUGAAGGCCCCCACUCACACCAUCGUAGAAACCAUGAUGUAAAGGAAUGAGGCGGAGGCUCUCCAUGAGAUCGCUCUCCUCCCCUCUCCUGUCCUCUAAAAUGCUUUUAAAGCUAGCUAGCUUUCUGUCUAUCUGUCUGUCUAUGUCUGUCUGGUGGACUGAUAAGGGUUUUAAAGAAAAAGUUCAAAUCUUUUAGGAAAGUUUUGAAAGUAGUUUGCUGUUGGUGGUCUUCAUAAGAGGGUAACAGUCACAUUUCAAAUCUAUUUCUGAAUGACUUAAAAACUGUUUGAUUUUUUUUCAUAUAAAUAGUUUUCAUGUGACUACACGUCCCACUGUGUUCUUGCUUUAAAGGCAAGGUGGCAAAUUAGAAACAGCUUGUGGCCAUGUUUCACUGGCUACUUUUGCACAUAACCAGCCAUUAUUCGAGAAGAAAGUGGUUAUUGAGUCUUGGAAUCAAAUCAUCUUUUGUAGCCACUAUAUAUAGAGAAUUCCUAUAAUAGGCACUGAUCACCAAAAACAGUUUUUUGUUUUUUGAGCUGCUUUGAUGGAUAUUUUAUUAUUAUAAUUAUAAUUAUUAUUAUUAUUAUUAUUAUUAUUUGCCAGUUAUACUAUGAUUAUUGUAUAGUUCUCUGAGGGCAUGUGCCACAGGAUUCUAUUCCAUUAUGUUCAGCAGAGGCCUUGUUGAUAUCAGAAUUAUUAGCUUUUUUGCCAAAAUAUCAAAAAUGCAACUCUGCAGACACCAGCGUUAAAUGGCUUAUCACUGCCGGCUCUUUCCCCUUGUAAUCAUAGAUUUUAAAAUAUCAGUAACAAUGAGCUUACCACAUAUUUGGCUUAGUAUUGCAAAAUAUGAAUAAAAACAAAUAAAAUCAAUUGCAGCAUAAACCAAAACCAAAUCAAAAUAUAAGCAGUGACAUUUUUUUAAGUUAAUAUCUAAUCAUAAUGAUGAAAACAGAAUCCUCUGAAUUCACCUUGUGCCCAAAUAUUCCCAUCUUUCACAGUCAAACAAUGGGCCAAAGAGAAAACUAGCACUGAAUCGGUGAACUUUUUUUUUUCCUGCACAAAGAGAGAUAUCUGAAAGGAUUUGAAGUGUGGAGGUUCAACCCUUGACUGUGUUGUUUGUGAUGUACUGUACAGUAGUGGCUAAUCAGUCUAUCAGUAUCUAUCUCUUUAUCUAUCUUUCUCUGUUCUAGACCAGUUUACAGUACAUUAGUGACUGCACUAGGCACUCUCGGCUUAAAAGUUUGGAUUUAAUUUGUUUUAUUUACUACAAAGGAAGACACAUGAUUAUUAUCAUUAUUAUUAUUAUUAUUAGUUCUUUUUUCCUCUGUCAGUGUUUAGAUUUUUUUUUUAAUUAAUGUUAUUGAUAUUUACUAUUGAAUUGCUGUAGUUUUACAUAGAAGGAGGAACACUUUCAUCUGGUGAAAAUACUAAGCUAUUAUUACAAACCAUACUUCUAUAUUGGCAGCCAUUGUAGUAAAGUCUUUACAUUUCUUCAGCUUUGGUCCUAGCAACAGUUGUCUUAGGCAUCAUACAAAGAAACAAUGCAACUGUUUUUCUCAAAUAUUAUCUCUUACAGAGGGGUGUGGGCCAAUUUUUAUAUACACAAAAAAAAUUGGAAACCCGCAAUGGCUCCAGUCACAAGUUUGUAAUUCUUGGAUUUUUAACUUUUCCUCUUCUGUAAAUACCAGGAGACAGUAUUUAUUUCAAAGAAAUCCAGCUAGGCAGGACACUACAACCAGUGGUUAAACAAAAUGUCAAUAACUCAAAUGUCUCACAUUAACCAAUGGCUGGGAGAGACUCCCAGUAGAUAAAACAGUGUCUGACUGUCAGCUCAUUUCAGACACUGUGAAAUUUGGCAGAUGGCUGAAUUUGGUCACCAAGUUGCUUUGUCUCACUUCAAAAGAGACCUGAAAAGCUUCACUUUUAACAGUUCAAACCGGUCUUUUCCCCAUAAAUGAAUACAGAUAAUAUAAAUAUAGUUUUGGAUUAAUCAUGUCACACGUGUUGCAGUAGAAUGCCCUUGUCACUUUUUUGUUCAAUUUUCAUACACACCAGUGAAACUAGUGAUACCCAGACCCCAUUAACCCUGUGAUGGAUUAACUCUGUCUUGAACUCUGUUUGAUUUUAGCAAUCAUGCAUGAAAAACUACAUUCAUCUUGUUAACAUAGGGGCCAUACUUUUGAUUAUGUGAAUAGCUGGCAACCAAGAGCAGACUACGUGAGAGGUAUAACAUUUAUAACGGUUAUGUUCAUUUUAUUAUAUCUGUGUAACAAGGGGUUUCUCAUGUGUAUGCGUCACCAGCGACCAUCCACUCAGGAUCUUCUUUGUAGUGCUUUUGUCUACUGUAUAGCUGCAUUAACCCAGCAUCCAAAAAGGACACUUUUAACUCUGGGUGACAGAGCUACAUUGGUAGCAAUUGAAACUGAUGUUUUUAUCCAGCUUGGUAAUCCAUUAGAUUGGUUCUCUGCUACAGAGAGAUGAAAAUCACACCUUAACUGCCUAUUUUAACCGCAGUCAAAGAUGAAAAAACGUUACUUGACAUAAGGCUAUAUUGCACUUUUUUUUUUUUUUCAUUUUAUUCCUUUUGAUUUCAUAUCAAACAAUGAGGCCAAAAAAUAUGUAUUGCCUUCUUUUUAUUCUGGGCUCUCAGGGGCCUCUCUAGUAAAAUUGGUACAUUUUCAAAACACUCUAGUCUCACUUUGGUUCUGAAAUAAGCAAAAAAAUUGAAAUUAGAUCAAGAUGAACACAUUACACAGUUAUACAGUACACAUGCAUUGCAGGAUUUUCAUCAACAGCUUCACAUGAGAGGUGAUAGUGAGACCAGGGCCUCAUUUUCAUUUCAUUUCCUGGCUCUCAUUUCAUUUAAGCUUUGAUAACUUUGUGUCCAUUUAUUUAAUUCCUUCAAAUAGAAUAAAGUAGUUGAUAUCAUUAAAAGGGAUUUGUGAAACCAAAUCCAUCAGGCAUCUAUUUUCAUACAACUUUUCAUAUAUAAGUCGUCUUUGUAUAGCUCAGCUCCCGUUUCCCCACUUCCAUUUUAAUACAGAUACAAUGCUUUGUUCUAUCAUUACACUUUUGUAUAGAUCUGGUUCUCAGUUUCUCUGAAAAAUCUUUGCACUAAGGUUUAAAAAAAUGCAAUUAAUGAUCUAAAGAAAUAUCUGCAGUUGCAAUUUAAUUUGCUCAGAUGUGUUGAAUAUUAAAUGAAAUCCAAACUUGCCAACAAAAAGGUAUAUAGAAAAAAAAUGCCUUAAGCAUUGAAAUUAAGGCUGAAUAUUUCUUAGUGCUAAAAUUGCUUCAGAGAAAUGUGGACUAAUAAUAACUAAUGCAGUCAUUUAUUGAAUUAUGCUUCCCCUCAGUGUAUAUUUACAGUAUGUACCUGCUCUCCUGCCUUCAUACACUCCCUAUCCGUUAGCCUAUGUAAAACGUCUGUUAACGUAAGCUAACUAAUUCUCAAAGAUCAUGAGUUUUCAAUAGAACUAAAGCAUUAGCGAUGCACAAGUUUUUACCGACGGAUGUUGAAAUGUGAAAGUCACCUGCGGGUGAACGUAAAAGUUUCUGAAGAUUUUUUUUUUUUUUUUUUUUUUUCCCCCCCAUUUAAAAAGUCGUUUAUUUUUAUUUUAUACUGGUCUCUGUCGAAUUCUGCAGUUUCUCAUUCUGUUUUAUUUUAGAUUGUAUGUUUGUCACAUUUGCCUUUUUUGUAUUCCAGAUAUAUUUGCAUAUUUGAAACCUGUCAUUGGAGUGACCUGUACAACUAUUAGUCAAAAAGCAAACAUAAAAAAAACUUAUGACUUGUUGUGCAAUACUGCAAAACAUUUUUUAGUACCAAGAGGUGGUACUAACCUUUAAGUAAGAUGUGAUUUCCUGAAGAGUAAAUAUUUGAAUCUCCAGUUAAACUAAAACCCAACAAAGAAUCUUUUGCAGUUUGGAAAGUUAACCAAACCAAACCACUAUCCACAGUCUUGUCAUUUGAAAUGCACUGAUUAAAUAUGUGUCACAUCAAACUGA